UAUGAUUUAAAAUAUUUUUGUAAAUAUAAUCCCAAAUUUAGAGGGAUAUAAAAUAUAUUUGUAAAAAUGGUAGAUAUCGGUUUCGGGAUUCCGUUACAAUCGAAUUUAAAUAAGUUUAACCAUGAGUUAGAGGGACCUGACAGGAGAUGUGUUUGGUUAUCGCAAGAAGAUUUGGUUCCAGGCAAUUUGGAGGCCAUAAAAGACAUGUUGAAAGCGGAAAAAACUCCGCUGAGAUAUUGGUUGUUUCUCGCCUCCUCGUAUAAGUCACUAGGACACUCAGAAUCAUCAGAUUCUCUGUUGAAAGAGUCAGAAACCAUGUUUCCCAAUGAUCAAAGCGGGCCACUUUACUCAUCUUUGGCAUACCACAAUCUAACACAGGCAUUCCAGUUUAAAAAUGACGAGGAACGACAUACUAAGUACAUGGACUGGACCACCCACUACGCCAGAAAAACUGAAGGUGAGUAA
Molecule: messenger RNA, 465 nt
Organism: Theileria parva strain Muguga
Lineage: Eukaryota; Apicomplexa; Aconoidasida; Piroplasmida; Theileriidae
Exons: 2
Coding region: 67-465 (132 amino acids)
Source: RefSeq, a predicted model, not a curated record